AUGGUCGUGUCUACGCGUGCUCGCGCGGCCGAAAACACUCGACCAGAAACGCGAUCAACAAAAAUCACAACUCCUGCAGCAAAGGCACGAAGGACCACAAAAAGAAAAGCUGUUGAAGAGGAACAUGAUGCAGCAGAAGAUACAGCUCGAGGUACUAACCUUGAAUCGUCAAAAGCCACUCGAGGGAGAUCCAAACGGACUGCCGCAAAUAAUGGUUCAAAACAUGAAGAAACCGAUGCACAUGCUGAGGCGACCGAAACGCCGGCACCAAAACCUGGACGAGGACGGCCACGAAAAGGUACAACGAGCUCUCAAAGUACAGACUUUCCAGAAGGAUCCAAAAAGACUACAACUAGGAGAGGAAAGCUGAGCGAUGAGCCAAAAAAGAACGUCACUCGAAUUACCAAAAGCGCAGAAGGCUCUCGGCCUGCGGAAACAAUUGAAGAUGUGGGCGAACGGGACACUGUGAGGGUCAAUGCAGGACGGAUGAUUACUUCGGCGAUUAAAGGGGCUUCUGGGGCUCUCGCUGCAGCACCAAAGAAAAAGGUUACUUUCCAGACUGAGCCAAUUGCUAUUGGAGACAAGGAAAAUCAAGCACCGCUACAAGCUCGUACCAAAGCAGCCUCAUCAUCUGGCGCUGAAGAAAAGUCUUCUGCAAAGGCCACAGGUCUCAAGGCUAAACCCAUGCGCAGACCAGCCGCUAAGACGACUAAGAGCAACAACAAAAAGCAUAAUGCGACCACAGAAGAGCCGACUUCGACUAAAGAGAGGGAAGCGAAAUCACCAUUGUCACCGAAAAAGGCAAAGCAAAUCGCUGUCGCAAAGCAGAACACUUCAGAUGAGGAGGAACCAAAGGGCAAGCACGAGACUCCCGUGAAAGAGCUCAACAAGUCGCCGGUUAAAGGACUAGGAAAUGCAGUUCCUUCCUCGACGAAGAAAGACAUCUACACUCUAGAGGCACCAGUCCCUCAAAAGACCAAUUUAUCGGCCCCACAACUCUUAGGAAAGAUGGACACCUCUUACUCAGCUCUGAACAGCCCGGCUCGUCGCCCGCCACCCUCACCUUACAAGGACGCCCUUAAGAAUACGCCGGUGAAGUUUACCCUAGAGCAACCGGUAUCGAAAGCCCACUUCAAGGCAGCGACUCCAAAGCCUGCAAAAGCAUCAUUGCUUCAAUCGCCUGCCCGAAGACCCUCCCCUGUCAAAGGAGCUCCUGCUACUGCACCUACCAAAGGUUACAUGGCGCGGCCUGCAAUGGAACCUCCUCAGACCAUAUCCUCAAUGAGGUUCCCUAACCGGUCACUCUACACUCCGUCGAGGUUGGGCAGAAGCCCCUUAAGACCUCCGCGGUCGCCAGUCCACGUAGACGAGACUGAAACGAUGACGAUGAAUGAGAAUGCAGCCACUGAAAACCGCCCCACAAAGGUUAUCUCUUCCGAGCCUGUAAUCGAACAGGUCGAAUCACCCGACAUUGUCAUGGACGAUUCGCCUACACGAGCUACAUUUCAGAAUGAGCUUCUUCAAACUCCUUCGAGAUUGUCGACAGUGAUUGAACUGCCGAGCAUGAUUGACGCCGCUGCAUCUCCGGAGCAGCUUGCGGUCGAAGAGGAGAACCAGCACCAGUUCAAGAGGAGUACUACCCCGCCGGGGCCACCACCGAGAUCUAUCACGCAGAAUUUUGGAUCUCUGACGCCAGCGACGGUCUAUCCCUCGGAUGAAUCCGAGUCGGAGGAUGAAUUGCAGUCUCAUCGACGAGGCUAUUCGCCAAAGCAGAAAUUCGAGCCUAUUGCAACACCUCUUGUGCAUGCGCCUGCCAGUCCUUCCCCGUUUACCGCUGGCAAGACACCGAAAAGUGUGACUGCACGUGGCAAACAGAGAAAGCAAAAGCCAAUAUCUCACCAGGACCAGCUCCCCGGCAUGACGCCACUGGUCCAGCAAUUCAGCACCUGGCAGGGCGCUAGUCCAGACAAGAGGGCUUCGAAGCAGAAAGAGCGAAAGGGCCAAGGAAUCUUUUCGGCGCCAAUAUUGGAGAAGCCCACACCUAAGCUACAAAAGGCGGUCUCUCCAUUAGUACCUUCCCCGUCGACUAUGAAUCUGACUCCAAUGCAACAAUCUUUCUUUUCCGAUGAGAUGAAUGCACGCGAGGAGGAAGAUUUCUUGAUGAUGGAUGCAGAAGCAAAGGAAAACGAAAUGAAUAAUGACCUGCAUCUUGCGCUCCCUUUGGACACUCCAGCCCACACAUUUGCUGAUGGACAACAAAGCCCAAUCGAUCCAAUGAUUCUGGAGAGCACCGACAGGCAAGCAGCUGGAUUGGGCGAUACGACCAUUACCUGUACCCCUGCAAAGCUUGUAGCAGAGACGCCUCGCGUGGUCCAUACAGUCACAAAAGUCCCACUGAAACCAGCUGCUGACGACGAGGAGUCACCCUCGCGACUUCCACUCCGACUGAACAACGGACCAAGACGGUCACCUAGGAAAUCGCUCCAAAAUCCAUUCAGCUCGAAAGAUGACACUCUGCGGUUGAAUAAGCCUAUGAAUAAUGACAAUUUCACUUACGAGACUCCUACCAAACAAACUCCUUCAACACCGAUGAUUUCCACUGGAGGUGUGGACUGGCAGAAAUUUGCAACCCCAGCGAAGACUCCUCGACCGGAUCUCAACCCAACUGCGCUCAGGGGCGUGAUUGCAUACGUGGAUGUGCACACAACAGAAGGUGCCGAUGCAAGCGGUAUUUUUAUUGAGCUUUUGACUCAAAUGGGGGCACGUUGUGUCAAGCAGUGGAACUGGAACCCUUUUGCAGGGUCUGGAGAGUUGAGCAGUAGCACCGGUAGCACCACCGACGAAGACCAACCCGUGGGUAUGUCGAAGAGCAAGAUUGGCAUCACCCACCUCGUGUACAAGGACGGAGGCAAGCGGACGCUGGAGAAGGUCCGAGAAGCCAAGGGCCAGGUUCAGUGUGUUGGAGUCGGUUGGGUUCUUGACUGCGAGAGAGAUAAUAAAUGGCUCGACGAGAUUGACUACGCAGUCGACAUUACCAUGCUUCCUCGAGGCGGCCAGCGUCGUCGAAAGUCUAUGGAACCAAGAGCUCUCUCCAACGUCAAUGGCAACUUGGUUCUCACAUCAACUUCUCACAGUGCCAAGCAGCAAUCAAACACAGAAGCCAUGUCUCCGACAAAGGAGUUUCUCAAUCUCGACAGUCCUGUCUUGACAUCCGGCGCAGGCGCAAAUAACACUGCACCCUCACGCCGCGUCUCGUUUGCUGCACUUCCUACGCACCAGAACCGCAGAGAUUCUCAAGUCUUUUCGCCCGCCAUCUCUGACGACGACGAGGAUGACGAUGACGAUGACGACUACUGCGAGACCCCCGUUGCAUUCAAUAAGCCGUCUUCUACGCCUCCUCAACCGCCAAUGACUCCAUCAGCCGCCGCGGAGACCAACAAGGAAAACAUUAAUCUCUCUGCUCCUGUUCCGGUUCCGGCUUCAUCUCCAGAAACCCCGUAUACCCCAUUUACAUAUACCUUUGAAACCAUGUCCGACAUUGAUGACGAUGACGAUGACGACAACGACGACAACGAGUCCAACAACCGAAGUGAAACCGCGUACGAAUCGUCUCCAGACAUGCAUGGCACAUCCCCUUACUAUCUCAAAGCCUCGUCCCUUGUCCAACAAACGUGUCCGCCCAAGAAAUCAGCCCGACCUUCGUUUUUCGCGCCCGUCUCCAAAGAUGCAGGGCCCCAGAAUGAAUCGGUGCGGCAGAAGUUACUCAUGGCGCGGAGAAAGAGCCUGCAGUGGGCGCCCAAAGUGGGCAGUCCGCUUGCGCGAGGCGUGGUUAAUUAUGCUGAUUAUUAG
Messenger RNA from Xylona heveae TC161, 3849 nucleotides. RefSeq lists its product as hypothetical. Bases 1 to 3849 code for a protein of 1282 amino acids. Gene Ontology annotation, biological process: mitotic cell cycle. The transcript has 2 exons. The record is from RefSeq and is a predicted model, not a curated record. NCBI's taxonomy places the organism in Eukaryota, Fungi, Ascomycota, Xylonomycetes, Xylonales, Xylonaceae.